CAUAUUUCCGCGCCUCCAUUCAUUUGUUUCCCUCUCGGCGGCGCCGCUUGAGUUUUCGCAGCUCUGCUUCGGUAUUUUCUGUGUUUUUCGCGUUUUUCUGCGCCUUCGAGAGGAUCAGCAGCAGGAUGGGUCCUGUAGAGCUCCUCCACAUGUCCGUCUUCUCUCAGAGCUUCUCUCCCUGCGGACGAUUCCUGGCAGCCGGAAACAACUAUGGAGAGAUCGCAGUGUUCAGUCUCUCUGCAGCUCUGAGUCCAGAUGCCACAGCAGCCAAUCAGAAGCCAGUUCUGACCUUCACAGCCCAUGAAGGUCCAGUCUUCUCCCUGCUGUCCACUGAUGUUCACCUCCUCAGUGCAGGUAACGGAGAGAUCAGCGCCUGGAGCUGGAAUGAACUCACCAAGAAGAACGUCAAACCUCUGUGGACCAAGAGACCAAACUACAAGUCCAGUCUGGAGAUCCCAGAGAUCAACUCCAUGAUCAUCAACCCCAGAGACAACAGUCUGGUGGUGGGAGGAGGAGACAACAACAUCCACAUCAUGGACCUGGAACAUGGAGUCUUCAAGAACGUCCUUCAGGGCCACUCAGACUACAUCCACUGUGUGAGCGUCAGAGACAGAGAAGCUGAGAUCCUGUCAGGAGGAGAAGAUGGAGCAGUGAGGAUGUGGGACAGCAGGUCCAGUCAGUGCGUUCACUGCAUUGAAGUCUAUAAAUAUGAGAGCUGCGCUCGGCCUCAGUUCGGUAAAUGGAUCAGCUGUCUGACCACCGACUCUGACUGGAUGUUGUGUGGUGGAGGUCCGUCUCUGUCUCUGUGGCAUCUUCGCUCGCUGUCUCCUACCUCCAUCUUCCCCCUGAGUGGCUGCCAGCGACAGGCGGCCUUCUACCAGGACAAGAUCCUGGCGGUGGGUGAAGGUGCGUUCGUGUCCCACUGUCUGCUGGGCGGGGAGGUGAAAGCUCAGAUUCCCUGCACUCCUCAGAGCCUCAACACACUGCAGCUGAACACCAACAGCACUGAGCACCGGGUGCUGACGGUGGGAGGAAGCAGUGACCACAUCGACGUCUUCACCAACCUCUCUUACAGAGCCUUCUCCCUCAGCUUCUGAACGUUUCUAGCUCAACUUAAUAAAUUUUUUUCUAAUUUUUUACAAA
Molecule: messenger RNA, 1143 nt
Organism: Amphiprion ocellaris (clown anemonefish)
Lineage: Eukaryota; Metazoa; Chordata; Actinopteri; Pomacentridae
Gene: thoc6
Product: THO complex 6
Exons: 13
Coding region: 126-1097 (323 amino acids)
Biological process (GO): mRNA export from nucleus
Cellular component (GO): THO complex; transcription export complex
Molecular function (GO): protein binding
Source: RefSeq, a predicted model, not a curated record